This is a messenger RNA of Clarias gariepinus (North African catfish), 5794 nucleotides long. RefSeq names its product growth factor receptor-bound protein 10-like. Lineage: Eukaryota; Metazoa; Chordata; Actinopteri; Siluriformes; Clariidae. The coding region runs from base 145 to 1938 and encodes 597 amino acids. The transcript has 17 exons. Gene Ontology annotation, molecular function: insulin receptor binding. The record is from RefSeq and is a predicted model, not a curated record. Gene Ontology annotation, biological process: negative regulation of Wnt signaling pathway; insulin receptor signaling pathway; negative regulation of insulin receptor signaling pathway.
UCAGCUGAGCGGAGCUCGCGCGCGCUGCUGGUUCUCUCCGCGCGUGCGGUGACAGUGGCACGCGGAUAUCUCCGGGAUUUCCCGCGCUGCGCUGCGUUUGAAGGUGAAUGUGUGACGCCGAUCGGCUGUGGAGCCUCGGAGGACAUGGCGGUCGCCGAAUGCCCAGACUACUUUGCGCUCCAUCCGAAAUACCAGGACGCUUCCUCAUCUGGAUCAGCCAGAAUAAAUCACUUCCAGCAGCCGUCGAAUCCCAGCUCUCCUAAUCACCCAGAUGACGACGUUGAUCUAGAGGCUUUGGUGAAUGACAUGACUUCCCUGUCGCCCUAUGAGGGCAUUUACUCUUUUAAGACCCAGCAGUCAGACACCAUUCCUCUUCUGCGCAAUGGCCAAGGCACUGGUGUGCACAGUAACAGGACCGCUGUGCCAUCACAUCCGUCGAAUAGCAAAGCGACGAAUACUCACUCACCGGCGCAGAAGACCUGCCGCUCCCAACCUGUCCAUAUACUGGCUGUGAGGAGGCUACAGCAAGAGGAGCCCCAGGUUCGCCCUGCAUCUCUGCCAGCAAUCCCAAACCCUUUUCCUGAACUAUGCAGCCCUGCAGGGUCCCCGAUACUCAGUGCUGGUUCGACGCCAAAGCCUUCAGAUGUGCACAUCAUUAAGGUCUUUAGCGAAGAUGGUGUUGGGAAGGUGGUGGAAGUUCCCGCGCACAUGACCGCCAGAGACGUGUGCCAGCUCCUGGUUUAUAAAAGUCACUGCCUGGAUGACAACUGCUGGACUUUGGUAGAGCAUCAUCCCUUACUCGGAAUAGAGAGGUGUCUGGAGGACCACGAACUGGUGGUUCAGGUGCAGGCCUGCAUGUCUCCGGAGAGCAAGUUCCUGUUCAGGAAGAACUACGCCAAAUACGAGUUCUUCAGGAACCCGCUGAAUUUCUUCCCAGAACAAAUGGUGGCAUGGUGUCAAGAGUCCAAUGGCACGAUCCCACCAUCCCAACUUCUGCAGAAUUUCUUGAAUUCCAGCCGCUGCCCUGAGAUCCAGGGCUUCCUUUACAUGAAGGAGACGGGCCGCAAGUCCUGGAAGAAGCUUUACAUGUUCCUGCGCCGCUCCGGACUCUACUACUCCACUAAAGGGAUAUCCAAGGAGCCCAGGCAUCUGCAGUUGCUGUCAGAUUUGGAGGAGAACAGCGUGUUCACCAUGACGACAGGCAAGAAAGUGCACAACGCUCCCACAGACUACCAGUUCUGCAUUAAGCCUACUAAGGGCACAACGGAGUUGAAGGAUCUGAAGAUGCUUUGUGCUGAGGAUGAGCAGAGCAGAACAUGCUGGAUGACUGGGUUCAGAGUGUUUAAGUAUGGAAUUCUGCUUUACCAGAACUACAAGAUCCCUCACCAAAGACAAGCACCAGUCUCAAACUUCACAGCACCAGUGAGGAGCGUGUCAGAGAAUUCACUCGUUGCCAUGGAUUUCUCGGGGAGGACAGGCCGCGUGAUUGACAACCCUGUGGAAGCGAUGAGUGCGGCGAUGGAGGAAGGACAUACUUGGAGGAAACGAAGUCAGAGAAUGAAUGUAACGGGCCACCCUACUUCUCCGCAUCAAUCCACUUUAAGCUCAGCGAUCCACCGGACACAACUGUGGUUCCACGGCCGCAUCAUGAGGGACGAGUCCCACCGUAUGAUGAUGCAGCAGGGUCAGGUGGACGGGUUGUUUCUUUUGCGGGAUAGUCAGAGCAAGCCAAAGGCUUUUGUACUCACUCUGUGCCAUCACCAGAAGGUCAGACACUUCCAGAUCUUGCCUUACGAAGAGGACGGUCAGAUCUUCUUCAGCCUUGACGAUGGUUCCACCAAGUUCACAGACCUGAUCCACCUGGUAGAAUUCUACCAACUUAACAAAGGAGUCUUACCCUGCAAACUCAAACACCCCUGCACCAUGGUUGCCUUAUGACGUCCCCCAACCCUUCCCACCCCUGUUCACACCCUUUGGAACGAACUGCCAUUGCGUCCUUGCACCAAUGGCUGAGAACAAAGAAAGUCGUAUCCCUCCUCCAUGAUAAGCUCACAGUUUUCAAGACAUGAAGAACCUUUUCUCAGUCGUUUAUAUCUCGUCUCUGGGAUCAUUGCAGACCUGAUGGCUCACUUGGUCCAUUUAAUGUAACACUGCCAAUGUAUUUCACAUUUUUCCAAGCCAGUCUUGGUCACCUCAAGACUUCAUCCCAGAGAAGGCCUUGAUGCUACAGUACGAUGCAGAAGAUACUCUCACAAUUGCAGAAAGAUGGUCAUAUCUUUUCUGUUGCUUAUGCCUUGUAAUAUUACUUGAUAAUAUUUGAUUGGUAUUUGCGGGAUUGCUGAUUGUUUCAUACUUAGUAUUUUGCACUUUCGAGCUGAAAACGGGUGGCCCACUUUACCGUUAAAAUGCCCCUGUCCUCGUUUCACCCCCUCCUUCCCAUGGCCUCGUGGUGACUAAGCCUCAGUGGGGGAUUCCUGUGUGGUAAUUGGAUUACAGCACAACACAAGCCCUGUCGGAGCUUCCUAUUGACGAGGUUACAGCUGACGUCUUUUUUUCUUUGCACUGUGCUCAGUCCAAGCUAUUCUCCAGCGUGUCCUUUUUGCCUUAGAGACCUGAGGGCACUGGGAUGAAGCUGUGUUGCGUUCGGUCAGUUUGGAGACUGAGACGUUCCACGGGGAAGCUGCACAUCAUAUCGGCUUGAGAAAUUCAUUUUGAUUUGUGGAUACAAUGCAUCUAUAUUAGGGGGACAAAAAGUCACUUUUAAUUGAAGUGCAAUAUUUUCUAAGUACAGCCUAUGGGGGAGUUAAGGAAACUUGACCCAGGCCCUGAGUGGCUGCCUUAAAAAAAACUUGACCCAUCCUCAAGUUGCUGAUUUUUGACUACCCAGAGCACAAUCACUGAGUUAAACGAUUAGCCCUUCUCUGGCUAUGUAGCAAGUUAUUAUUAUUAUUAUUAUUAUUAUUAUUAUUUCUUUAAAAUUCUGGAAAGUUUUACAUUUUACAAUUAUCUUCACAUCAUUUUGCUAUCCUUGAGCCACAUGAACAUAUGAAAGGUGUAAAAAGGCCCCAUUUGUACCUUGAAUUAACAUGUGAUCUGAUCUGAUCUGAUCUGAUCGGUUACAAAACACAGAAUGCAUUAUUAUCAGAAUAUGUUUCGAUCAUUUACUCCAGUGUUUCUCUCAACCAAGCCAACACGUUGCAAUUCUUCCUUUCACCUGAUGGUGGCAGCAGACUAUGUUAACAUAAGCUAGCUAGCUAAAUUUUAAGAUCCUUUUUUUCUUUUUCAUUAAUUAAUAAUUAAGUUAAUAACUAAUAAUAAUUAAUGGCUACAGAAUAGGGUUGCAAAUUUCUCACAGUUUUCUCGACUAAUAUUUAACCAUGAUAAAAAAAACACAUUGCAAUCUUAAGUUAUAUUUAAACAAUUCUAACAGCACAAUCAACAAAUAUUUUUUUGUUUUUGAGAAUAAUUUGUCUUGCAGCUUAUUAAAAACAAUGCCACUAAAAAUGCAGUGUCCAAUAUCGUACACUGCCUAGACUGCUAGUGCGCCCUCUUGUGGUGUAUGGAUUAUUGCGUAUGUAAGCGACUGAGAAACAUUAUGCAAAACAAGCAUUAUCAGUUGGUCAUGAAUUCUAAGUGUCAAUUGAUCAAGUAACGAAUAAUCGUUAACAUUAUUCCUUCUACAAAUACAAAAAAAAAAGCUAAUUGUCCUUGUGGGAAGAAUUUCAAGAGCUGGGAAGAAGAAUAGUUUUUUGUCGAGAGACUGCUGUGGUAAUCUAACAUCAUGAGACAAACAUUAUGAAACAAAUCGUGAGGAUUAGAGGGUUAGGAUCCUGAAGCAGCUGGAAGCUUUCUUGGCAAAAGUCCCAGUUCAGAACAUUACUGGAGCUAAUAAGUGGAGCUGCUUCUAACCAUUAAGCACGGAAUAAGUUUCAUGAAUCCUUGAAGUGGUGAAUAUCAGUUUUCCUAAAAGGAAUCACUUUAUAAAUUUCAUCUUGUAUCUCAUAACUCCAGCCGUCCGGUGAUACCCUGCUGCAGUUACUUCAUUAAAAUAAAAUUCACUAUAUUAGAGCCGACCUGAGUCAGACAAAGUCCAGGGGUCUUGCAUCGGCUUCACGCCUACUGUAACUAGCUGACAUUAUUGUGCAAUUAUGAUUAUGUGGUGUUGGUGGAGGUAGGGGGAGGAGCUAUGAUUACACUGCGUUUAAAUGUGAGCUUUAGUGAUUCGUUAUCCAGAUGUUGAUAUACAGACAUCAAUGCACAUGUUAAUGUGAGAUACAAAUGGAGCCAAAGAGAAAAUAUGCACGAACAUUUAAAAGAAGAAUGUUCGCAGGGGUUUGUCGGGAGUCCUGAGUGCAAUCAGAAAACCUUUACGUCUGUGUCGGUCCAUGAGGAGCUCUGAUGGAGAAGAAGUAGUGCAAGUUUCAGUAUACAGACCUGUGAAUAUGCCACAGUCGCACUGCGGCACAAUCCUCCAUGUCCUACACUGGCCCACAAGUCUUAAGCUAUGAUCUCAUCCUACGGUUUGAUAAAACUCACACAACCGACUGUUAAAACCGCUCAGAAUGUAUCACACUUGUGAUCGAGCGAUGUGCAUGUUAGUCAGUUUUCUAGUAUGCAGACAAAAUUUUAAAUCUGGUGCAAGCAACUUUUCAACGGAAUUCAAAACAAUUUUUAAGAUUGAUGCUUAAUCUGUGUAUUCCAGUAUUUUUUUUUUUUAGAAUGGGUUUAAAUAUCCUUGUGAACAGCAACACUGGUCAUUUAACGACAUACCUACAGAGUGGAAAGUAUGUAAUGCAUGGUUUACGAGGCACAUCUUGUAGUCAAGCCUCUGUAACGCCAAGCUGAUCCGAAUGUACGUACCAUAAGACCAGUUUAUCAGACAUGUGAUUUUGGGAGGGGUAAAAAAAAAAAGAAUAAGAAUGGCCUAUACAGGUGUAUUUUUUUGCUAAUCCUGUGUGCAGUUACAAUGCAGUGCAAAAAGCUUUAGUAGCAAUAUAUACACAGUAUUGUGCAAAAGCCUUGAGCACCCAAAUCCACAAAAUUCUUUAGAAAGGAACAGAUGCUGAAGGCUGAGUGGUUGAAACGGGCGAGAGGGGAAAUGAGGUUGCUGCCAAGGUUGAUGCAUACAUUUUUGCAUGUGUUCCUAUUUCUUUAAGUGAAUCUACAUGAUGCAAUUUUAUUUCAUUUAAUAUAAAGAAAUGAGGGGCCACAAGACUUUUGCACAGUACUAUAUAGGUAUAUAUAUAAAUAUAUAUUUCUGAGUGUGUGAAGCUUAAGCUCUAGAUCUAACACUGUAUCUAUGCUAUCAACAGAUAUGUAAAUGAGUUGGGCUCCCAAACGGAAUGAAGACUUUACAUAGUUGUUGUGUACUUUGCAUACUCCAUCUCAGUGAUUUGUAUCAGUGUGCAUAUUAAUGCUAUAAUGAUAUUAUCUGUUCUCAUUUGUAAGUUUUUAUAAAAUCGUAUAUUAUAUUAAGCCCUGUUGCACAUGUGAAUCUUGUAUGUAUAUAUAUAUUUAUAUAUAAGGUGUCCUGCGAAUUGCAUUUCAGACCCAGAGUGUGUCCAAGGGGUGACCAUAGAGUAAAAAACGAAGAUCAAGGGUUUAAAGCAGCAUUUCUGGAUCUCGUGCACCUUUGAUCCAUAGGGAGUUGCCACGUUGCAUGUUCGCUCUUAGUGGCAGGUCUUUGGUGCCACCUAGUGGUUAAUUUCCAAGUGAUCCAAGUGAUGAAACCUAAAACCAAACAAAAAUUUGAGGCUUGUAAUGUAUUAUAACUCAAUAAAGACCUAAGAUCUAA